UUGUGGGGUUUUUCAGACAGAACAAUAAGGAAACUGAUUUCCCGACAUCCAGAAUUCCAAACCAGAACUGCGUUCAAAUCCAAACUAUUUUUUUCCUUUUUAAAACCUUUUUCUGGGAUUUUCCUUCGAAUAUUUCGUUUGUGAUUCAUUUUAUAUUCGGGGGGAAUUUUUCGUUUUGAUUUCUUUUUGUUUUUAGAAUGAUUUCAAGCCAUGCGCUGGCUUCAGAAUAUUUCCUUUUCUUCUUCGUCGUCAGCUUCUUCUUCCAACAUCGCUUCCACACCGGCAGCUUCUUCCGGGAAGCAUUUUCAAGAUAAUAAUAGCUAUCAUAAGCGUAAUCACAAGCAACGCCACAUCUUUCGUCACCAUUACUUGGGGUUUCGCAUUGCGGGGCCUAAGCUAACGCGUCUCAGCGACCGGGAGUCGGUGGCGUCUCCGCCCUCCUCCAGCUUCGAUUCCCCAUUGUCGUCUUCAGUUCCUACUUCGAGGGCACCACCUUCGCCGUUGACGGUGCCGUUGCCGCUUCCGCUUCCGCUUCCUGAAGGAGACGGCGAGCAAAGGUUGCCGUCGCCGACUGAGGUUGGGCAUGGUAGAGCUUUAGAGGAUAGAGAUAGAGAAAAAGUAGAUGGAACUCCUUCCAAUUCUAGUAUGUUCGUGUCUCGUGUCGCGAGGAAGAUGGCGGAGUAUUUGGGCAUAAUAUCAACCCUGAAGGUUUUGCAUCAAGAAGUGAAUCGAGGGGACUGUUCUCAGGAUGAGUUUAGGGUGAAUGUUCCUAUUAGGAGUGCCCCUGCGAGUCCGUUUUCUAGUUCGUCCGCAUUUAGUCCACACCGAAUGAGUACCGGUGACGUGUUUCCGAACUACAUUGCUCCCCCUACGGGAAAACAAGUCUGGUCUGCACCGGAUAUGCCGACAUUAGAUAUGACGGGACUUCCUCCCCCAGCAUUCUAUGAUUGCACCGUAUUCAGUACCGAUAAUACUCCUCUUCACAGUCCAAUUAAAAGUCCUCGUCCAACAUAUAGAAGCCAAAGUGGACCACCUUCACCAACACAUCAGGAGUUUCCGUCGACCCGAUCUGAAAGUAGUGGCCCUAUUGUCCAUCCAUUACCUCUUCCUCCUGGAGCAACCCUGGCUUCACCUUCAGCUCCCAUUCCCCAAGUUCCAACUAAACCAGAGUCGUUCCCGAUGAAUUGUCAAUGGCAAAAAGGCAAGCUUAUCGGACGUGGUACAUUUGGAAGCGUUUAUGUUGCCAGUAAUAGAGAAACAGGCGCAUUAUGUGCAAUGAAGGAAGUUGAGAUAUUUCCCGAUGACCCGAAGUCAGCAGAGUCUAUAAAGCAACUAGAGCAGGAGAUUAAGGUUCUUAGCCAGCUGAAGCAUCCAAACAUAGUUCAGUAUUAUGGUAGUGAAACAGUUGAAGACAAGUUCUACAUAUAUCUGGAGUAUGUUCAUCCUGGUUCGAUUAAUAAAUAUGUUCAUGAUCACUGUGGUGCCAUAACAGAAUCCGUUGUCCGCAAUUUUACUCGCCAUAUUCUUUCCGGGUUGGCUUACCUCCACAGCACAAUGACAAUCCACAGAGAUAUUAAAGGGGCUAAUUUGCUCGUUGAUGCAUCCGGAGUUGUCAAGCUUGCUGAUUUUGGGAUGUCUAAACAUCUUAGCGGACAAAGAGCUGAUCUAUCUUUGAAGGGAAGUCCAUACUGGAUGGCUCCAGAGCUUAUGCAAGCCGUGAUGCAGAAAGAUAAUAGUUCUGAUCUCGCUCUAGCUGUUGAUAUUUGGAGUUUGGGUUGUACCAUUAUCGAAAUGUUCACUGGUAAAGCACCAUGGAGUGAGUAUGAAGGGGCUGCAGCAAUGUUUAAAGUGAUGAAGGAUACCCCUCCCAUUCCUGAAACAUUAUCACCAGAGGGGAAGGAUUUCCUACGCUGUUGCUUCAGAAGGAAUCCUGCAGAGAGAACGACUGCAAGCAUGUUACUCGAGCAUAUAUUUGUAAAAUGCUCACCUCAGUCGGGUGCCUCAUCUUCCAAUGGGAUAAAGUCCACGGAUAUGCCCCUCAGUCCUGGAGAGCGAUCUGAAUUCAAAUUGGAUCAGUCGCCUGUGCAGUCAAGCCAACGAAGUCCGAAAAUUGUGACUCCUGUGAGGGGGACUACACAACGAUCUCAUUACAAGAGUCCAGAGUUAAGAGUGGCUGCACGUAAUUCCCCUCAUUCGACCCUCGAGACCCUUCCCAGUUUGUCUCCUCCACGCUCGGGUCAAAGUGCCCAUCACCUCAGCCCUUUUAGUAGGUCUUCUAACCAAGAGUCUAAGAAGCUCCAUAUUUUCAGAUGACAAAUUCAAGAAUGAAAACAGAACGCUGUACGUUAUUUUUCGAGGUUUUCCGUGAACAAGGCAAAGCUUCGAGCAUUGCGCUCAACACCUCGGAGGGUGCCGUUUCAACUUGUAGCCAUGGAGAACCCAAGUAAAAAUGCUCCCGAGCUACGCGGUCGACUCUAACCCAUACCUGAU
Hibiscus syriacus is the source of this 2490-nucleotide messenger RNA. Its product is annotated as mitogen-activated protein kinase kinase kinase 5-like. The transcript is spliced from 11 exons. NCBI's taxonomy places the organism in Eukaryota, Viridiplantae, Streptophyta, Magnoliopsida, Malvales, Malvaceae. Gene Ontology annotation, molecular function: ATP binding; protein kinase activity. The record is from RefSeq and is a predicted model, not a curated record. The coding region runs from base 211 to 2313 and encodes 700 amino acids. Gene Ontology annotation, biological process: protein phosphorylation.